Molecule: messenger RNA, 1869 nt
Organism: Paramormyrops kingsleyae
Lineage: Eukaryota; Metazoa; Chordata; Actinopteri; Osteoglossiformes; Mormyridae
Product: sorting nexin-12-like
Biological process (GO): late endosome to Golgi transport; endocytic recycling
Cellular component (GO): retromer complex; early endosome membrane
Molecular function (GO): phosphatidylinositol-3-phosphate binding
Source: RefSeq, a predicted model, not a curated record
UGCCUCCCCAUUGGCUGCGGCCGCUGCACUAUGGGCAGACUCGGUGGGACCCGUUAGUUGGCUCCUUCUUCCCUUGGACCCGAAGAGGCUUCUCAAAGAGGAAAAUGUCCGAGCCGACCGUCGCCGACACCCGCCGGCUCAACUCAAAACCCCAGGACCUCACAGAUGCUUAUGGCCCUCCGAGCAACUUCCUCGAAAUUGACGUGUACGACCCGCAGACGAUUGGAGUAGGCCGGAACCGUUACACUACCUACGAAGUGCGGAUGCGGACGAACCUGCCCAUCUUCAAGCUCAAGGAGUCUUGUGUUCGCAGGAGAUACAGUGACUUUGAGUGGCUGAAAAAUGAGUUGGAGCGAGACAGCAAGAUCGUAGUGCCUCCUCUGCCUGGAAAGGCCCUGAAGAGGCAGCUUCCCUUCCGGGGAGAUGAGGGCAUUUUUGAAGAAUCCUUCAUCGAGGAGAGGCGGGGUGGCCUGGAGCAGUUCAUCAACAGGAUCGCAGGACAUCCCCUGGCCCAGAAUGAGCGCUGUCUCCACAUGUUUCUGCAGGAGGAGAGCAUCGACCGGAACUACAUCCCUGGAAAACCCCGGUGACGUGGAGACGCUGUGCACUCAGCCAGACCCCAGCUGUGGGUUUUAUCGUCCCGUCACGAUAAACCCAGCGCUGCCCUACUCCAUUCCUACAGGUGAUCCAGUAACUGCUGCACACUCUCUCUCUCUGCUGUUCUCCACACACUGCAUUAAUUUCUACAGCUGUAUAUGCACACAAGACACAGAUUCGUGCGGAUUUGGGUAGCAAGGCACUACAGCUGAUGUUUGGCAAGCUGGAGCAUUCUAUUGCAGAGAUGUCGGCUGUCUGUCGUGAUGCUUUUUUAAUUUUAAAACUCUUUGGACCCAAAGAGUUUCAGGACUUGCAUACCUUUGACUCUCCACCAAACACUACACCUUCUGCCCAUCCAGUUGGUGUUCACUUCCUCUUAGGAGCUUACAUUCAUGGAAGGUUUCUCACUAACUCUUCGAUUUUCCAUGUCCCUUACUUUCUUUGGUUUCUCUCUAAAGUCACUGUUUAAAUGCAACUGUGGUUUCAUAUGUAUGUAUCGCUUCACAUGUUUAUUGAAAUGAACCAGAAUGCUCAAACUUUACAUUGUCAUCAAUGAGACUGAUUCCCCCUUUACAGUAUUUAUUUGUGAUCACAGUCCAACAAAGAGUUGUGUGAAUUGCUACACAAUGUCUUAAUUACAUUCUGUCAGGCUGCUCACAAUGGAGGAGCAUGAGGAAUGAAGUCCAUUGUUUGAAGUCACGCUGAUCAUUGUCUCUUAGCCUCAUCAGAUCGAAUUGCUCCAUUACUGGAACUGCCUGGCUGUUACUUUUGUCAUUUUUGUUGCCAUGGUUCCCAAAAACCUAUUAUUCUGUUUUCCUUGUUAAUAAAGUUCAAAUGUGAAGAGAAACGAAGAAGGCACUGUUAAAAAUAUGCCCUGAACAUUCUGUGUUCACUUUCCUGAAUGAUUGCUACAGUAUCAUUUAAGGCCUUUGUAGUUUGUCAAAGUGUAGCACUGUCAUGAAUUUGAGAUGAUAAAAGCACCAAUUACAACAGGCUGUCUUCCUCUGCCAUUCUGUCAAAAGGCAGAAGCUAAAUGCUUGACAUCAACAUGCUUUUACUUUAUGUAUAGUUUCAUUAUUGUUUAGCUACUUUUAUAUAUGCAACUGCUGUUGGAUUCUGUGUGGAUUUUGAUUUUGAGGGCUCAGAUUGGCUGCCCCGAAUGUAAUCACAGGUGACCAUGUUCAUAAUUAAACCACUGUGAAAAAAAGAUCUGUUUUUUUUGCUGUCUAUUAAAAUGCCUUUGGCAUUGAUCAUGUUGAUCUUUGAAUUAUA